AUGGAUCAAACUGAUGAAGCAAUAGGAAUCAAAGUGUACAAUGCAAACCCUCCUCCACCACACGAAGCAGCCGAUGGCACUUCCGGUGAGCCUCCCGCAGAAGGUGGCCGGAAAAGACGUGCCGUUGCAAAGGGCGUCCAGAAGACCCUGUCCAAGACCUCCAUGCUUGUUAACUUCCUCCACGGUACCCUCCUCACCUUCGAGAUGGUGCUUCCCACUAUCACAAAAUCCGGCCACUGCUCCGACGUGCACUCCUUGAUGAUCCACCUCCUCCUUGGCCUUUGCGCCCUCUCCUGCUUCUUCUUCCACUUCACCGACAGCUUUCGCGGCCCCGACGGCACCGUUUACUACGGCUUCGUCACCCCAAAAGGCUUGUCCGUUUUCAAACCGGGCCUUAAUGUGGAGGUGCCCAAGGACGAGAGGUUUAAAGUGGGGUUGACGGACUUUGUGCAUGCGAUAAUGUCAGUGAUGGUGUUCGUGGCGAUCGCUUUCUCGGAUCACAGGGUUACGGAUUGUUUGUUUCCAGGGCACGAGAAAGAGAUGGACCAAGUGAUGGAGAGUUUCCCGUUGAUGAUCGGAAUAGUUUGCAGUGGCCUGUUUCUUGUUUUUCCUAAUUCUAGGCAUGGCGUCGGCUGUAUGUCUCCUUAA
This is a messenger RNA of Neltuma alba, 648 nucleotides long. Its product is annotated as protein DMP8-like. NCBI's taxonomy places the organism in Eukaryota, Viridiplantae, Streptophyta, Magnoliopsida, Fabales, Fabaceae. The record is from RefSeq and is a predicted model, not a curated record. Gene Ontology annotation, biological process: endomembrane system organization.